AUAAAAAAAUGGAAAGAAAAUCAAGAAAACCAAGGACUAUCCAAAUGAGAUAUCCUGCCCCUUAUUCAUGGUCCUUUGAUGAAGCAUACGACCGUCGUUCAAUGAAAACUAAAAAAGCAGUUCCUCCUCUUGAAAAUAAUGAAAAGAACAAAUGGGUGAAAGCUCAUCCAACAUCAGGGUGUGAUCCAUACGCACCGCAUUUGAAAUAUGGCAUUUUUCGACAAAAAAGUUCUAAUAAAGACAAUUUGUCCAAAAUAAAUUUACACAGAUCGGUGUCAGAUCACCAUAGGAAAAAGGAAAAUAGAAAAGCUGUGAAAAAAGGACCAUCCGAGCAACCAUACUUUACCAUUCGACCGCUGCACUGCAAAAAUUUGUCGGUAUCUCAAGUACUUCAUGUUGAUAUAAAACCGAGAAGCCGAGUUGUGUCUCCGAUACAUAAUAUUUAUAGAUUUAAUAAACAUAUUUGAUGGU
Molecule: messenger RNA, 471 nt
Organism: Colias croceus (clouded yellow)
Lineage: Eukaryota; Metazoa; Arthropoda; Insecta; Lepidoptera; Pieridae
Exons: 5
Coding region: 9-467 (152 amino acids)
Source: RefSeq, a predicted model, not a curated record